AUGCCUCAUAUUGAGCUCGAGUAUCCUAAACAGCCCUAUAGCACCGUCAAGCGCUAUAACAACCGUGCGUCCUAUGCCCUUCGCACAAUCCACACAAUUAUAAACACCAGCCCCAUCCUCCACGUCUCCUUCAACUCCCCCAGCUCAUCGUUCCCCACCAUUCUCCCCAUGCUCGGGCAGAUGGGCUCCUUCGCCCGUCCCUCCGCCGACGAGGGCGACGUUCUCGACCUGUACCUGCACGGCUACGUCUCGUCCCGCAUGGUCAACACCUCGCGCCAGCCCUCGUCCGAGACCCCGGGCCUCCCCGUAUGCAUUGCGGCAUCACACCUCGACGGCCUAGUCCUCGCCCUGACCCCCAAUUCACACAGCUACAACUACCGUUCAGCUGUACUCUUCGGACACGCCUCCGUCGUCGAGGACCCGGACGAGCGGCUGUACGCCAUGGAGCUCAUCACCGACAGCGUCGUGCCCAGUCGCUGGGAGAACUCCCGCGUGCCGCCCAACCGGGCCGAGAUGUCGUCGACGAGCGUGUUGAAGGUGAGGAUCGCGACGGGGAGUGCCAAAAUCCGUGAGGGCCCGCCGGGCGACGAGAGGCACGAUAAGGAGGACGGCGACGUUGUCGGGAGGGUGUGGACGGGCGUUGUACCGGUGUAUCAAACACUUGGGCAGCCUGUUUCCGGACCCUACAACCGGGUGGACAACGUUCCCGGUUACUUGAAAAGGUUUGUGGAGCAUUCGAAUGAGUCGGCGCGGGAGGUGGCUGUUGAAACGGCGACGAGAAGUGCGGUCAAGAAGCGCGAUGAGGACGAGUAA
Messenger RNA from Colletotrichum higginsianum IMI 349063, 813 nucleotides. RefSeq names its product Flavin-nucleotide-binding protein. NCBI's taxonomy places the organism in Eukaryota, Fungi, Ascomycota, Sordariomycetes, Glomerellales, Glomerellaceae. The transcript is spliced from 2 exons. The record is from RefSeq and is a predicted model, not a curated record. The coding region runs from base 1 to 813 and encodes 270 amino acids.